CCAAGGUACGUGGUCUCAUGUCACCGACGUGCAAGCAAAAAGUGCAAAACGUGUUCACACAAAACAGAUGCACGAGGAUGCGGUCCAUCGCAAGCUCUUCUCUAAAGGAGAGAGGCUCCCCAAUAAACCAAACCAGUAAACACAUUUCCUACUGAUUCAGCAAAUAGUAUAAAAACAGUGAAUUCAUACCGUCAGCAUAUUAAUUUACAAGGAUGGACGCCGAGGGCAGUGCGAGGCAGGAGAGACUGAUGGACAAGACGAGAUCAGGAGAAAUGUGGUCGUACUUCAAGGAAAGACCUGUGAUCAUCACAUAUGCACUGCUGGCCCUUUCCUUUAUCCUGGUUAUGGUCCUCUUCGUGACUGUCCACUCUAACAAUUUUAAGCCAGAUAAGAAAGUGAUGGCCAGCAAGGAUGACAUUCUCGGUGUCAACAUUACUGUUAAUUCAUUGGCAGAAAAAAUGAAAGAAAUAGAACAUACUGCAAAAAAGAUGGGCACCUGUGAUAGUGGUUGGUACUUCUUUGACCGCAAGUGCUACUUCUUCUCAAACACUAAGUCUAAUUGGAAUAGAGCCAGAAGUUUGUGCGUACAGAAGAACGCCGAUUUAGCUGUUAUUAACAACGAAAAUGAACAGAGGUUCAUCAGCUCCAUAACAGGGAGCAUGCCGUACUGGAUCGGUCUUACUGACAAUGAGUCGGAAGGAAACUGGACAUGGGUCGAUGGAACGGAUUACAAGAAAUCUUACAAAUCCUGGAGCCCGGAUGAGCCCAACAGCAGUGGAGGGGAGGAAGACUGUGCUCAGGUCUUAAAGCUGGGGAAAUGGAAUGACAAGUCCUGCCAUGACACCAACACUUAUGCCAUCUGUGAGAAGAAACUCUGAACGUCCGUCAUCCUUAUGGACAGUCAUUGUAAAUAUCUCAAAUCGUAUUAUUAUACUUUUCUGCAUUCAUUUAGAAUCCGGUGCCUGUCGAAAUACAAUGCGAAGCUCGGUCAUGUGAUGAUAAAACGUGAAAUACACCGGAUCUUGUUAUCUGAAAGGUGUUUUUUUAUUUUUUAUUUUUUUGCA
Hyla sarda is the source of this 1064-nucleotide messenger RNA. RefSeq names its product hepatic lectin-like. The transcript is spliced from 8 exons. Gene Ontology annotation, molecular function: signaling receptor activity. Bases 213 to 878 code for a protein of 221 amino acids. The record is from RefSeq and is a predicted model, not a curated record. NCBI's taxonomy places the organism in Eukaryota, Metazoa, Chordata, Amphibia, Anura, Hylidae.